GAGCUUUCGCGGGCUUUUUGGCCACGUGAUUCCAUUUCGCGCGGAAUUCGGGCUGCGUCCGGCGCUGUGAGCAGGAAAGGGGGAGCGGUGAAGAAAAGCGGCAGAGAUGGCGGAUUCCUCAGAGUCCAAUGUGGCAACCAGCCCUGCGCACAGCUCUCGUAGGGGAGAAGCCUUCACUUCUAGUCCUGGGAGAGAUCUGCCCCCCUUUGAGGAUGAAUCUGAAGGACUCUUGGGAACAGAGCAGCUCCCUGAUGAAGAAGAAGAAGAUGGAGAAGAGCUGUUUGGAGAAGGGAUGGAAAGGGACUACCGCCCUAUUCCAGAGCUUGAUCGCUACGUACCUGAAGGCAUGGCUACGGAUGAUGAAGAUGUGGAGGAACUGACUGCCAGCCAAAGGGAAGCAGCAGAGAGAGCAAUGCGGCAGAGGGACCGUGAGAUGGGCCGUGGCCCGGGCCGCAUGCACAGCGGCCUGCUUUAUGAUAGCGAUGAUGAAGAUGAGGACCGUCCUUUGCGAAAGAGGCGCCUUGCUGAGCGAGCUGCUGAUGGCGAGGAUGAAGAUGAAGACAUGAUUGAGAGCAUUGAGAACCUGGAAGACAUGAAAGGGCACUCUGUGAGGGAGUGGGUGUCUAUGGUAGCGCCUCGGCUUGAGAUCUACCACCGCUUCAAGAACUUCCUGAAGACUCAUGUGGAUGACCAUGGCCACAAUGUCUUUAAGGAGAGGAUCAGUGAUAUGUGCAAAGAGAACAGAGAGAGCCUGGUGGUGAAUUAUGAAGAUCUGGCUGCUCGGGAGCACGUCCUCGCCUAUUUCCUUCCAGAAGCCCCAGCGGAAAUGUUGAAGAUCUUUGAUGAAGCGGCCAAGGAAGUAGUGCUAGCUAUGUACCCCAAAUAUGACCGGAUUGCCAAGGAAAUCCACGUCCGCAUCUCCCAUCUGCCUCUGGUGGAGGAGUUAAGAUCACUCAGGCAGCUGCACUUGAACCAGCUGAUCCGGACGAGUGGAGUUGUGACGAGCUGCACAGGGGUCCUGCCCCAGCUCAGCAUGGUCAAAUACAACUGUACCAAGUGUAGCUUCAUCCUAGGGCCUUUCACGCAGUCCCAGAACCAGGAAGUAAAGCCAGGAUCCUGCCCAGAGUGUCAGUCCGUGGGUCCCUUUGAAAUUAACAUGGAAGAGACGGUCUACCAGAACUACCAGCGCAUCAAAAUCCAGGAGAGCCCAGGGAAAGUGGCAGCGGGCAGGCUCCCUCGCUCCAAGGAUGCCAUCUUGCUUGCUGACCUAGUUGACAGCUGCAAGCCAGGAGACGAGAUUGAGCUAACUGGAAUAUACCAUAAUAAUUAUGACGGAUCUUUGAAUACUGCCAAUGGGUUUCCCGUCUUUGCGACAGUGAUCAUGGCAAAUCACAUUGCCAAGAAGGAUAAUAAGGUGGCUGUUGGGGAGCUGACAGAUGAGGACAUGAAGGUCAUCGUAGGCCUGUCCAAGGAUGAGCAGAUUGGAGAGAAAAUCUUUGCCAGCAUUGCUCCUUCUAUCUACGGACACGAAGACAUCAAAAGGGGCCUGGCUCUAGCCCUGUUUGGAGGAGAACCCAAAAAUCCAGGAGGGAAACAUAAGGUCCGUGGUGACAUCAACGUCUUGCUUUGCGGAGAUCCUGGAACGGCCAAGUCUCAGUUCCUCAAAUAUGUGGAGAAAGCGUCCAGCAGAGCGAUCUUCACCACUGGCCAGGGAGCUUCCGCUGUCGGUCUGACCGCUUACGUGCAGAGGCACCCCGUGAGCAAGGAGUGGACCCUCGAGGCAGGAGCCCUUGUGCUGGCAGACAGGGGGGUUUGCUUGAUAGAUGAAUUUGACAAGAUGACUGAUCAGGACAGGACCAGCAUCCAUGAAGCCAUGGAGCAGCAGAGCAUCUCCAUCUCCAAGGCUGGCAUUGUCACAUCUCUGCAAGCUCGCUGCACCAUCAUUGCUGCUGCCAACCCCAUAGGUGGGCGCUAUGACCCUUCCUUGACUUUCUCAGAAAACGUGGAUCUGACAGAGCCCAUCAUAUCUCGGUUUGAUAUCCUCUGUGUGGUCAGGGACACAGUGGAUCCUGUACAGGACGAGAUGCUGGCUCGGUUUGUCGUCGGCAGUCACAUCAAACAUCACCCCAACAGCAGGGACGUUGCGAACGGAGACUCCCAAGAGAUUGUCCUCCCAAAUACUUACGGCGUAGAACCCAUCCCACAGGAGAUCCUGAAGAAGUACAUUAUUUAUGCAAAGGAAAAAGUCCACCCAAAACUCAACCAGAUGGACCAGGACAAAGUUGCCAGGAUGUACAGUGAACUCAGGAAAGAAUCCAUGGCGACAGGAAGCAUCCCCAUCACCGUGCGGCACAUUGAGUCCAUGAUCCGGAUGGCCGAGGCCCACGCCCGCAUGCACCUGCGGGACUACGUAGUGGAGGACGAUGUCAACAUGGCCAUCCGGGUGAUGCUGGAGAGCUUCAUUGACACGCAGAAAUUCAGUGUCAUGAGGAGCAUGCGGAAGACUUUCUCAAGGUACCUUGCCUUCAGGCGAGAUAACAACGAGCUCUUGCUGUUCAUUUUGAAGCAGUUGGUGUCGGAACAGACAAUGUACCAGAGGAAUCGCUACGGCGCUCAGCAAGAUACCAUUGAGGUGCCAGAGAAAGAUUUAGUUGAUAAGGCUCGCCAGAUCAACAUCCACAACCUUUCUGCCUUCUACGACAGUGAAUUGUUCAAGAUGAACAGGUUCAGCCGCGACGUGAAGCGGAAACUGAUUGUGCAGGCAUUCUAAGGCCAGCAAAUUCCUGAGUGGCUCCGGAUAAUAAGAAUUUAGAACUGUGCUUCCGCCAGUGGUGCAGUGGUACACAGGCUGUUGCAAAGCAGUAUCACAGGGAAGAUCUGGAUUAUCUGCUACGAAGGGCUUGUGCAUAGAAUAGAAUGGAGCCAAAUACUCAAACUCCUAAGCUUAAUUGUAGCUGAGCUUGCUGGAUGAAAUGUUGCAGGAAUGGUUUCCUGCUGCCCCCUAAGUUUUUGAAAUUUGACUCCACUUGGGCAGGUUUUUCUUCUUCAAAUUACCUUCCUAGAUUGAUUAAACUUUAGCGGGUAGGGGUUGGGCACCCAGUGACCAGACACAGUUGAAUUCUAGCUCCCAUAGUCCCUGACCAUUAGCCGUGUUAUCAGGGACUGAUGGGAAUUGGAAGGCUACACUGGGAGAGCCACAGGCUAGCCAACCUGGUUGCAAGGUUCUGCCCUUCUGUAACUGGGAAUGACUUUGUUUAGGCUAUCCAAACAAGCAGAGGGAACGUAAGCGCAAGUUGUACUCCAUCUCUCUCCAUUUAUUAUACAGCCCAAAGCUGAGCGCACAAACUUUUCACACCUUGAAGAAAUGUGUUGUUUCUGCACAUGAAGAUGGCUCAUUGAUCUUCUACAAGGUAGUGGUGUGUAGACCCCUCUUCAGACACAUGAAAACAAACAGGCAAAGCAUUUUCCCUCUUGAUUUGAACGUAUAGAUAACGUUCAUAAGUCUGUCAUUGAAUUAACAGUUCCUGAUCUAUUGUAUGUAUGAAAAGCCCAAGUGGUGUGUUCAGAGACAGAUUUAAACUAGAACUUUUCUUCAGACUACAGUGUAUCUUGAAGUACUUCUUUCCUAUUUUGUAAGGCUGCUAUGCACUUGUCUAGCAGGAGGCAGGUUUUGUGAAGUUUGUUUUGAAAUGGAAAAUAAAAGGUUUUUCCUUCUGUAAGAGAAUAUUAAAUUUCUAAGUUGUUGUGCAUCAACUGCAUGUGCUGCUCUUCAUGGAAUGAGAGAAUUUGCUGGUCUCUUGCUGCCUGAGCUUUCUGGCAAAUUGUUUGUCUGCCCACUCAGCCUGCCUGUGGCAAGCUUAGAGACCCUUAUUGUCUCAUCAAAGACUGAAUUGGAGACAUUUAAGCUCCUUCAUAGUCAUUGACUAGUGGCAAAAAACAAACCAACUCAACAACCACCACUUCACAGCUGGCUGACUUGCUCCCUAUUACAUUUUCAACACUAUAUAAUUUGGACUUCUUUAUUUAACCCCCUGAGUGUUUUUCUAGGUGUCUCAUUGCAUUACGUAAAGAUGUUUCGGAGCCAGUUUUAUAUCUGUUUUUGGCUGGAGGUUGCUCCUCUUCUUCCUUAGGUCAGCUCAUAGACAGUAAGUGCUUUUUAGUGUUCUCUUCCACCAUAUUUUUAGUGCACCGAAUGAAAAUGUUAAAGAGCAGAGCACUAGUCUGUGAAAAUUCAAACCUAGGCCUCUUCCAGAAGCAAAUAUACUUCUAGAAGAAUAACAGGGAUGUGCUAUAUGCCAAUUUUUCAGUGCCUGACUUUUACAUACUCUAAGCUUUUUAAGACAGGACGAAUAAUCUAAAUACAUUGAUGGCUGUGGGGCUUCUGUACCAUACUUAGUUCUGGCAAUACUGAUAGUAACUAGAGCUUAGACUCAAAUGUUCAUGGAAAUGCAGCCAGCUCUUCCAUCGCCACUUCCCACUUAGUGGACAUGUUGCUUUGUCUGGUCUCCUCUGCCAUCAGCCAGCCCCCUUCCUUGCCAACCUUUGUGCCUUAAUGUCUAUUUGUAAUGUUUCCUGAUUCUCCAGAGGUUAAUUUGUUCUCUUCUGCAAGUCUGCCAGUCCACAGUUGGUCCUUCAUUAGUAUCCUGUAUUAUUUUACUCCGUAAACUCCCUGGCCAGAGAUGGUUUAUAUUCUAGUCAUUCUUCUGUCCACUUACUGACCUUAUUGAGAUUUGGUUUGAUGAUGGAAUAAAGUUUUAUAUGCGCAAAUGA
Messenger RNA from Podarcis muralis (Common wall lizard), 4770 nucleotides. RefSeq names its product minichromosome maintenance complex component 2 (gene MCM2). Gene Ontology annotation, cellular component: nucleus; MCM complex. Gene Ontology annotation, biological process: mitotic DNA replication initiation; double-strand break repair via break-induced replication; DNA replication. Gene Ontology annotation, molecular function: single-stranded DNA binding; ATP binding; 3'-5' DNA helicase activity. The record is from RefSeq and is a predicted model, not a curated record. NCBI's taxonomy places the organism in Eukaryota, Metazoa, Chordata, Lepidosauria, Squamata, Lacertidae.